AUGCCGAAAACCUUGUUCACCGCCUCAUCUCUAGAGCGUAUGGGAUCAAUCCUCACUGAUAUUUUUUCCCCUGCUGCUCGUGAGUCGCUGGAUGCCUCGCAAAAGGCAGGUCAAACCACACCUCUAUCUUAUUCCAUACCUAUGAUGUGCAACAAAUGCCCCAUCGGCGUCCCUCUCCUCUGCCUCCAGAGACGCGUGGGCUCGAUCGCCUGCCUCAUCCUCAUCGCCAUCACACUGGCCAUGAUAGUGGUGGUGGCAGUCGUCGUCCCAAUCUGCAGCGUCUUCGGUUGCGCGAUGCCCCGGCACCAGGUCAAACCACAGUGCAUCAUAGCCACCUCCCAAAGCACCGGCACGUUUUGGGGAUCCACCCCUCCUAAGACCAUGAUCCACCCUUCCUGCCGCUCCAUAGCCUCUAUCUUAUUCCAUACCUAUGAUAGACGCGUGGGCUCGAUCGCCUGCCUCAUCCUCAUCGCCAUCACACUGGCCAUGAUAGUGGUGGUGGCAGUCGUCGUCCCAAUCUGCAGCGUCUUCGGUUGCGCGAUGCCCCGGCACCAGCAUGCACCCGGGAUGGAUGCGAUUCGCGUGGAGCCCGCAGGCGGUGCUGACGAUUCCGCCGGUGCAAGCUUAGCUCCCACACCAUCAGUACUGCUGCAACAAAGCACAUCUCCCACCGCAGUGACACUACCCAUCAAUUGUCACACGUGCCGUGCUAGCUACCGGCCUGUACGGAUGCAGGCAGCUAAACCGGGUCCUGUGGCGACGGCCAACCCCAACAGCGAUGCCACGACAGUGCUGGCCUUUGAGGCGCAAUUGCGGGUGAACUUGACGGCAAACAGCUCAGCUUGCGUAUGCAGACUGUGCCGUGAUACCAAUUCGCCGGGGCGCCUCUCAGAACUGGAAGAAGCAAUGGGGAAGAUCCUGAAGCAAGUUGGUGCCGAUGCAGCUGCUGUCAAAGUGGGGGACUCUGGGCAGCUUUCCUCGCGCCGGCAUCGGGCGCUUGUGACGGCGACAGACUUCGGCAGCGGCGGCGGCGGCGUCGGCGGCGAUAAGGCGGUGCUUAGCAUGACGAUGCGGUUUAAUGUGACAUGCCCCGGAGCUGCGGAAGAGCAGCUGGGGGCGAUUCAGGCCGCUCUCGUGAAUGGCACAUAUUCAGUCGAUAAAGACAGCCGGCCCGUCAUUGAGAAUGUGCUUCAGAGAACGGUCCAGAAUAUCGCGAACUCAUCCGCUGGGCUUGAGCUGAACGCGCGACCCAUUCUGCGUAGAAUGCGUGUGCCCGAGAUACAGAUGUCGGCUGUAGCAGCAGUAGCAAGGGCAGAAUGGAGAUGUGGAUCUGCUUGGAGCGAGAAAACAGAGCGCAAGGAGCACUGCGACGAGGCGGUCAACGCGGACCGGGGUUACCCGGCAAGACACGAAAGAUUCUUCGGUUUCAGUUCCAAGGCAUGUUUCGUCCUGAUCGCCACCUUGUUACCGAUGGCUGCGGUAGUUGCAGUCAUCGCCCCGCUGUGUAGCGUUCUCAGCUGUGGUGCGCCCCGAAACCAGAAUCCACAGAGCCCAGCUACCACAGCGACCGCGUAUGCUUCAUCAGUGGCCCUCGAGGCGCUCUUGCAGGUGCACUGGCCGCAGAGCCCCACAGCCACUGUGUCAGGACUCUGCCGUGAUACCGACUCUCCGGAACGCCGCCAGCUUCUCUCAAGAUUUGAAGGGGCCAUGCAGGCGGCCCUGGGUGACCUCGGCAUCGACAUGCAGAUUGUGAGAUUGCUCAGCGCGAAAUGCGUGGGAGUGACUGGGGUAGAGGACCCCGCGGGCUCCGAAACCCCGUUGCUG
Volvox carteri f. nagariensis is the source of this 1824-nucleotide messenger RNA. RefSeq lists its product as uncharacterized. The annotation marks the transcript as partial. The transcript has 15 exons. The record is from RefSeq and is a predicted model, not a curated record. NCBI's taxonomy places the organism in Eukaryota, Viridiplantae, Chlorophyta, Chlorophyceae, Chlamydomonadales, Volvocaceae.